UAUUUUAUCAAAACGCGGGUCAAUUAUUAAAAUCUAAAAUGUCAAUGAAUGACAUAAUAAGUGGUUAUUUAGAUGUAAAAAUAUCGUCAAAAUCUAGACGAGGUCUCACGCCGUGGAAAGCAUGGCAAAAGCAGUGGUGUGAGAUUAGACGUUUGGACACAAUUGAAAAUGGUGUUGAGUUAAAAUUAAAGUCUGACAAAGAAGGCUCGGUUCUAAAUUGUGUAAUUUUACCAAGAUCUUCUACAAUUUGCAGGACAGAAUCUCGAACAAAACAGUAUUCUUUUGGAGUAUUUAAUUUGGGAAGAACUAAGAAACCAAUUAUGUUUAUGUCGGGCUCCUCAGAAAGUGAUUCACAGGAAUGGAUGUCUUCAAUUAGAAGGAUGCUCAGUAUCGCAUCAUAUAUACCCGUUGGCGAUUCAAAUUUUCGAGUAUCUUUGAUUGACAACAAUCAUUCGAGAAUGGCUGGACUUAUUGGUUUAUUUGGAGUUCUGGGCGUGAACACCCAAGGAGUAAUGGUUAGCGAUCCUUGUACAGGUGAAUUAAAAGUUAGAUGGAAAUGGUUUCAGUUCCAUCAAUUCCACCUUCAAGCCCCUGUUCAACCAGUUGAUGAUAAAAAAAUUAUUGUAAUGCAUUCAAGUGGAGAAUUUCCUUCUGGUCCUGGACAUCUGUACUUAUAUUGCAAGGAAGGACCGAAACUUCUUCACCACUUGAUUGCUAGAGGCAAACUUUCAAAAAAAUUACCAGGUAUUAUUGCAUCAAAAAGACUGAGUCGCAGCGAAAGCGACCUUUACUGUCCUAAACUUAAUUCUUGCGGUCCUGAUAGUCCGUUGUGUUUUCGAAGUCAAACUGGCAGCGAAGAUUCCGGAGUGAGAGUGUCUGAAUCAUCUGAUGACUCGGGAUAUGCUUUAAGCAACUCAAAGAACAUUCCAUGUGCGCAAAAUAUUGGAAUGGCACUCAUUACAAAAACCCCAGGAGGUAGUGAGACAGAGGAUUCAUCAAGGGAGCUGACAGAUAUUGAUGAGGAAGCUAGGUGUUUGUUGCCGAGAAAUAAAUCAGGAAUAUCCCUAGCAUCCGGUAUAUAUGAAGAAAUCCCCGACGAACCAAAAAAGUCACCAAAAAACAAAGACACCAAAUAUACAAGUCACAUUUAUGAAAACCCACUAGAAGUAAUACUUGAUAUUAAAAGCAGCGAAUAUUUUAAGCCACCACCUUUACCACCAAGAAGAUUAGAAUUUUCACCUGACACGGAGGAAAAGCAGCAUUCCACCUUUUUCAAUUCAGUGAUAUUCUCUCCAUUUAAACACCGGUGCAACACACUACCGGCAAAAGACUUGUCGAAAAUAUCGCAAAUAUUCAAUGCAGAUUCCGAAUACGUGGUGAUGAGUCCAAGUAAGACUUUGGAGAAACCCAGAAAACAGUCCAUCACAGAGAAUAUGUACAUGCCAAUGUCACCGGUUAUCAAUUUAAAGAAUAAGCUUGUCGAGAGCUAUUACAUAAGUAUGAACGGCAAAAGGACUUAAGCCUUUUGAAAAGUGCUUUGUUUUUUGAUGUAUCAUUGUUAUAGUAAGUUGUUUCCUCUGAAAUUAACAUAUCUACAUAUAGAGACAUAACGGGGCUUGUGUUAUAAAUAUUUAAUGUUGUGAUAUUACAUUUUGCAAAAUUUAACAAUUGGUAUUACCCAUACGGGAACAAUUUUAAAUGUGCCUCUUAAAAUUUUCAAUUUCGAAAUUUAGAUUGGAAUUUUCCAUACAACAUUAAACUAAAAGCACAAAUUGCUCGAGCACGACGAAAUGAAAAUAAUUUGUUGGAAAAAUAAAAUUUUCCUUUUUAAAAAUAUACAGUAUGCCUCUGAACUAUAUCAAAAUUAGGUGGUUGAAGUAAGCUUACUUGUAUCCAACGUUGUUGCGUUUAGGGGGUGCGAAAUUUGUCAAAAUAAAAAUAUUUUUUUUUACAAAUAACUUUAAAAUGAUCUAUCUGUAUUAUUUAAAUGAAAUUUAGUAAGCUAAUACUUGUUGCUGGUGUCACUUUACGACAAGGCAACUAAAGUAAUUUUUUAGGUAUACAGGGUGCAGCGCCAAAAUCCGGACAAAUUAAACAUUUUUUUCCAUAUUUUUUAUUGCAGAAACGAAAAGGUUUACAAUUUUUUUUUACAAAAUUGUAGGAUCAUUCAGAACAUAUUUAUUCAAUAUAACCCUCACUUGCUUGAAUAACUCCAAACUCAGUCUGAAGCGUUUGCAAGCACACUCUAAUGCUUCACAAUUCAUAUCGGCGAAUGCCGCUUCAAUAGCGGCUUUUUAUGAUGCGACGUUUGGAAUGUCUGGACCUGGUGACCCUUUCAACUUCAUAUACUUCUUCAUAUACAGAAGUCCAAAGGAUUUAUAUCUGGGCUGCUGGGAGCGGGCGCACGGUCCCUACGUCAUCACUACGUUUGCUACAUGAACAGUUGCUGGAAAUUUCGUUCUGCAAUGGGGACAUCUUCAGGGUCGUGCACGAGCCAGCGGUCAUUCCUUCGAUUAAUUUUUGCAUCGACAAAAAAUGUUUAUGUAGAAAGAACCUGAUUCUUCCAACAGCACUGUUUCUUAAGGAACACAAAAGCAGGUUGCAGCAUUCAACUCGCUUUGUCCUGGCGGCUGCGGAAAGCAUCUGUAUCACUUCCUCCUCGACGAUUCAACACAUCGUUUUUUCACUCACACUGACAACUGAAGACAAUUUUCGGAUCGACUACCCUGAAUCCUCAAGAAUCUGCUCCUGAGCCCGUUGAAUGACGUCUGGCGCUUGACGUGUUCUUUCAACUGAGUUUUCCAAGCCGGUGUCGCAGAACCUUCGUUGGACGGAUACCUGAAGAACCCGCGAACACUUUCGACAAUCGCAGCUCUUCCGUUAUACUCUACACUAGGUUUCAACAUUGAGACUAUUUUGAGGUUAUGACUGUUUAGUACAUGCUUCACGUUAUUUUGAUGCAAAUCGCGACCUCUACAUGUGAUAUAGAAUGGCGGGAAUUUCAAAUUGAAUUUUGUCCGGAUUUUGGCGCCACACCCUGUAGAUAUACAUAGAGGGUUUUUUCUGCUAAGAGUUUUGUCACAAUUAAUUAUCGACAUACUUAUUUAAAAGAGAAUAAUGCUCUAUGAAAUUCAGAUACUUUUUGUAUUUGAAUGCUGUUUCAUGAAAAUCGUUAGAAAUUUAACUCUAAAAGCACUAUCAAAAGGCCUUAUAUAAGUAAGUGAGUAUUUUUCCUAUAUCUGUAAACACUGUUACUUUGAUUACUAUUUCAAAACGUCACAUCAAUACACAAGUGUUACUAUACCAAAUUUCAUUUAAAUCAAAAAACGCAUUUUGAAGUUGUUUGGAAAACACCUAGAAAUUUUUGAUGCCUUCAAAUAUGCGCUACUUCAAUUACACUGAACAUUGGGACACCCUGUAUUUCUCAAUUUUCAUUAAUAAAUUUUGUAAGAUGCGAUUUCAAGACUUUGCAAUUCAAACCCAUUAUUUUGGGGUAUAUCAUUAUUUGACAUAUCUCUUAAACGUGUCGGCUCAAAAUUAUUACCUUAAAAUCAAUUUAGUACAAAUACUACCAAUUAAAAACGUAAGCUUUCUGCUCAAGAACUGUCUAGUUGUAGCUUUUGUACAUUUUUACUGGCACUGAACUACCGGCGCCGUUUUAUGGCAUUGUCGAUGUGAGAAAGUGUGUGAUUGUAAAAGGGAUGAAUCAUAUCUUCGCUUCUUGCCUUUUUAUUGUUAAUGUUGUUGUUAAGAUAUUUUAUAUAUUUAAUCAUUUGAAGUUGCAUGUGUACAUGAAUUUGACGAUGUUCUAGGUUAAUUAUUUACAGUUUAUUUAUUUAUAGUUUAAACCGCUAGUAUCUUUGAGACGUUCCCUUAUCAUUUAUUUUAUAUGCUUCUUGACGCGAUAUACCGAAAUCGUAUACACUACAGUUAACGUAUCCCAUUGUUUUUUUUUUUUUGCGGGGAGGGAUGGUCAAAAUGGCUAUCUCUUUUUAUUUCGAAUUUUUCCGUUUAUUAUUCCCGAAAGCAUGUCAUUGUUUUCUUUAACCUUGUUUAAUUAAAUUCUUUAGAGAUGGGCACUUUUUGGAAAACUGAUUACUAUCAAUCGUUAACUUUGCCAAAAAUAAUAAAAUAUUGACAUAUAAAAGAAGUUAUAUUUUUAAAAUGCCAGUUUCAGUUAAACGAUUACCAACAAAAUUACAAGAAAAUGGCUAAAUAUCUUUAAUUUUACAUGUACCAACCUCAAAAAAUUUUUGCGGGAAUUAUGAAUGCAACAAAUAAUUCCGCGCAUGCGCAUACAACUUUUCAGUCUUGAAAAGUGUCCUCAGGACAUGUCCACUUUUCAAGACAUGUCCGCGGCACACUAAAAUUUUUAUUCAUCGAAAUAUAAAUAGUUAUGUAAUACUGUUAUACUGUUUCCUUAAAAAAAAAAUCAUAUUGGUAUAUGACAGUAUUGAUUCCCUUGUAACCAAAAAAAUUCUUAUCUACAUUUUCAGAUAAUUUUGAAUAUGCAGAUUGUUAAAAUAUGAAUGCUAAUUUAAUAAGAGUUAAUUGAAGAAAUCUGAAUAAAUAAAAAAAAAUUGUAACUUGUGAUUUUAAUAAACAAAUACAUACAUACACACUACAAUACAAUACAAUACUACAUAUUGUUUUCUCAAUAUAAUUAACUGCUCGAAAAUCCAAGAGAACUUUUUUCUAAAAAUAAAAUAUAUUGAAGCAGUGAAAUGUAGAGAAAAUGUACAGAACGUGUCAAAGGUGCUUACAAUCGGAACCUUAGAAACGGUAAGAGGUACAAAGUUAGUUAAAUUACAAAAAAGUUGCACAAGGAUAAAUGUUCUAGAAUGGUACACCUUUCUUCAAAUGCAGGGAUAUGAACUGUAUGAAAUAUCUAGAGCAAGGGUCGGCAAGUAAUUUUAGGUGGGGUCCGACACUUUUUAAAAUUUUUAAUGAGAUCCAGAAGAACAACUCAUAUUCCUAAUAAUUUUUUAUUUUAAUUUGCACUCACAAAUUUAAUCUGCCUACUAACCAUUAAGAACUGUCACACGAUUGUAAAAUGCUAGAAAAAAUGAUAAUCGUGGCACUCAAACGUA
Anoplophora glabripennis (Asian longhorned beetle) is the source of this 5090-nucleotide messenger RNA. RefSeq lists its product as uncharacterized. Bases 39 to 1520 code for a protein of 493 amino acids. The transcript has 7 exons. The record is from RefSeq and is a predicted model, not a curated record. Lineage: Eukaryota; Metazoa; Arthropoda; Insecta; Coleoptera; Cerambycidae.